Pseudoliparis swirei is the source of this 1677-nucleotide messenger RNA. RefSeq names its product cyclin dependent kinase inhibitor 1Cb (gene cdkn1cb). NCBI's taxonomy places the organism in Eukaryota, Metazoa, Chordata, Actinopteri, Perciformes, Liparidae. Gene Ontology annotation, biological process: regulation of cell cycle. Gene Ontology annotation, cellular component: nucleus. The transcript has 3 exons. The record is from RefSeq and is a predicted model, not a curated record. The coding region runs from base 219 to 878 and encodes 219 amino acids. Gene Ontology annotation, molecular function: cyclin-dependent protein serine/threonine kinase inhibitor activity.
UCGGUUAUAUACUCCACGUCUCACCGAGAAGGUACAUUUAAACCCAAAUCUGUGGCGGAGACGAGAGUGGAGAAAGAGACGCGCACUUAAAUGCACAACAACAACAACAGCAGCAGCAGCAGCCGAUACUCUCUCAUCGGGGAUCGAUCGGCCAAAUAGGGCGUCCUUUAUUCGGUGAUUUGUGGCGUUUUUGUUGGCAAGAUUAUUUUUUUCUGGAGAUGUCCAACGUCCAGUUAUCGUGCAGCGCGCUGGAGAGGCUGGUGGCCAGGAGGACCUUCCCUCUCCACAAACGCACCAGCGUCUGCCGCAACCUCUUCGGACCGGUGGAUCACGACGACCUGAGCCGGGAGAUGAAAGACAAGCUGAGUGAGAUUUCCGAACGGGACCAGCAGAGAUGGAACUUUAAUUUCGAGGCCAACACCCCGCUGGUUGGGGAUUAUGAGUGGGAAGAGGUGCCCGUGGAUACGACCCCGGGUUUUUAUAAGGACUCUGUACAGAACGGCAGGAGCAGGGCGGCCGAGGAGGCGCCCGGAAAGCAGAGGCCCCUCUCGGACUCGGUGUCCUCCGAGAGCCCCGAUAUGGAUGUACUGGAGCGGCUGGCCGUGCCCGAGAGCAGCAGCAGCAGCGCUCCGUGCCCGGCGGAGGUGAACCAGGAGAACCGCGCGGAGGAGCUCAACUCAGGGAGGCCGGCUCACAGACAGACUCCGUGUGUGAGACGCAAGAGGACGGCCGCGACAGACAACAACAACACGCACAUCACAGACUUCUUCGUGAAACGAAAGAGGGCCGCUGAUAAAAAAUCUAAUGAUAUGAGCGCGUGCCACCACUCCAAGUCUCCGAUCCCGCUGGAACAAACUCCGCGAAAGAGGAUUCGUUGAAGGUGUUUCUUUUUGGUGGUUUUCUUUUGCACUAUUCGCCUGCGCAUUUUUUGUUUUUUUUGGAGCAUCAAGACGAGGAUGUUUUCUUCCUGCUUCUUCUUGGAGGAGAACACGGGGGUCGGUUUGCGGGAGGUAAAGAAGCCCGACCGGCACCGGUUUGUUUCGGCUCGACGCGCAGCCCGAACUACCGGAGCAGACUCUCAGGACUGAACGGUUUGGAGGAGGAAGGAGGGAGGAGGAGGAGAGGAGAGAGAGAGAGAGGACAUUUCGACCGAAUGACUUCUAUCCAGUACAAAUGUAGCAUCCAUUGUUGCUUUUGCAUACAGCCACUCGACAGUGUUAAAUGUUUUAACAUCUGUGCAAUCCUAAAUUACUUUAAAAAAAAAGAAUUGUCUACACUGGCCAAAAGUGUACAGCUUUAUAGAGACAAUAGCCUAUAAUUGUUUAUUUCUGUUCCGUUAUGAUUAUUUUCUUCUGUAUAUGUAUAUUUUUAAGUCUAUUCUAACUUAUAAUUUAUUUAUGUUUCUUUUAUAUUUGUUAAAUGCCUUGUUGGUUUAGCCAGAGGGCACGCUUUUUAUUAUUAUUAUUAUUUUAUUAUUAUUAUUAUUAUUAUUAUUUCCCAUUUUGUGUUGUGAUGUUUUUUUGCAAUCAUAUAGCUUAGUAGUUGACACUUGAAAAAAAAAACAUAGGUUUCUUUGUGUUUCUGAGCCGUUAUUCUUUCUUUUUUGUGUGCAUACAAGUGCCCCAUAAUUAUGUCUUGUAAAAGAUGAGAAUAAAAUAUUUUUCACUUCAACUUUAA